ACACUAGUAAACAUCCGCCACACAGACUGCAGAUAGUGAGUUAUAAUCUGAUAAUUUAGUUCGUAAUUCUUAGCGAAUUCAGUUAAAGCGUCAUGAGCUUUUUCCUUCCCAAACUGUCAUGUAAAAAAGAGAUCGACGACGCCAUUAAGACGGUGGCCGAGAAGGUGUUAGUGCUUCGCUUCGGCAGAGAUGAAGACUCCGUGUGUUUGCAGCUCGACGAGAUCCUGUCGAAGACGGCUCAUGAUCUGAGUAACAUGGCGAGUGUGUAUCUGGUGGACGUGGAGACGGCGCCGCUUUACACCCGAUACUUCGACAUCAGCUUCAUCCCCUCGACGGUGUUCUUCUUCAACGGGCAGCACAUGAAGGUGGACUACGGAUCUCCAGAUCACACCAAGUUCGUGGGAAGCUUCAAAACCAAACAGGACUUCAUGGAUCUGAUCGAAGUGAUCUAUCGAGGCGCCAUGAGAGGGAAGCUGAUCGUCCGGAGCCCGAUAGACCCGAGGAACGUUCCCAAAUAUGACCUGCUGUACCACGACAUCUAGCGACGGGUCCAGCGCGGCGUUUCAAGUAGAGUUCCCAGGGAAAUGACGAUCUGGAGUAUUUAUUCUGUGCUCUGACAUUUUUGUAUGUUUUUUAAAUAAAGCUUAUUGAUUUCACACUGA
Molecule: messenger RNA, 662 nt
Organism: Rhinichthys klamathensis goyatoka
Lineage: Eukaryota; Metazoa; Chordata; Actinopteri; Cypriniformes; Leuciscidae
Gene: txnl4b
Product: thioredoxin-like 4B
Exons: 3
Coding region: 93-542 (149 amino acids)
Biological process (GO): mRNA splicing, via spliceosome
Cellular component (GO): U5 snRNP; U4/U6 x U5 tri-snRNP complex; spliceosomal complex
Source: RefSeq, a predicted model, not a curated record